Austrofundulus limnaeus is the source of this 2946-nucleotide messenger RNA. It is a transcript of the gene cdk11b, whose product is annotated as cyclin dependent kinase 11B. Lineage: Eukaryota; Metazoa; Chordata; Actinopteri; Cyprinodontiformes; Rivulidae. Gene Ontology annotation, molecular function: protein serine/threonine kinase activity; ATP binding. Gene Ontology annotation, biological process: protein phosphorylation; regulation of mitotic cell cycle. The record is from RefSeq and is a predicted model, not a curated record. Gene Ontology annotation, cellular component: nucleus. The transcript has 20 exons. Bases 32 to 2512 code for a protein of 826 amino acids.
UGCUGCGCAUUGUACAGGUGGUGGAGAUUGGAUGCUGAUGGGGGACAAAAAAGAUACCUGGAAAGUAAAAACUCUUGAUGAAAUCCUGUUGGAGAAAAAACGCAGACGUGAGUUAGAAGAGAAAACCGAUAAUAAGCGUCAGAAAAAUUUCUCACAGGGCCUUGUUUCACAGUCGAAUGAUCGGGAAGCCAAACGAGACACUCCGGAGGAAGGAGAACUACGCGAUCAAAGAAUGGAAAUAACAAUUCGUAAUUCCCCAUACACAAGGGAAGAUUCAACCGAAGACAGAGGAGAGGAGGAUGAAUCACUAGCCAUUAAACCUCCACAGCAGGUAGCAAGAAAGGACAAAUCUCACCACAGAAAAGAGGAGAAAAGAAAAGACAAAAGACGUCGCCGCAGUCAUUCCACCGAAGGCGGGGGAAAGCAUGCACGAGUCAAAGAUAAAGAGCGGGACAGCGAUCGGAGGAAGCGUAGAUGGGAAGAAGACAACGCACGGCGAAACUGGGAAAGGCAGAAACGAAGGGAAGAGGCCAGGGCUCAUUCACGCAGAGAGAGGGUGACAUCUGAACAGAUGUUUAGUGGGAUUUUAUUUCCUGACAAAAGGGAUCGGCUGGAGCAGCUGGAACGCCAGCGGGAACGAGACCGAAAGCUUCGCGAACAACAAAAAGAGCAACAGGACUUCAAGGACUGGGAGAGAAGGUCUGACGAUCGACGCGCAGAAAGAGGAACUCGGCGAGAAAUGCCGUCUCACCAUCGAAUGCUACCAGACGAGUAUGAUGACAAGCAGAAACAGAGUCAUCACAGUCGCAGUCCCAUUCAUCACCCCCGGGACAGAUCUGAGCAGAGCGAGACACGAAAAACUGCAACAUCUAAAGAGGAUAGGCCAGAUAUAAAAGACCUGCUUGCAGACCUCCAAGAUAUAAGUGAUGCUGAAAGGAAGACCAGCACUGCUGAAUCUUCUAUAGCAUCAGGGUCAGGCUCUGAAGAAGAGGAUGAUGAAGAUGAAGGAGAAGAGUCCAGCAGCCAGAGUGAGGCUGAGGGGGAAGAAGAGGAAGAGUCUGUUUCAGGUUCUGGGCACUCUGAGCAUAGUGCAGAGGACGUGAGCGAGGAAGAGCAAUCCGAGGAAGAAGAGGAGAGGGAAAAUGGAAACCACAUACCUGCAGUGCCAGAAUCUCGUUUUGACCACAACUCAGAGGAAAGUGGAGAGGACAUGGAGGAUGAGGAGGAGGAGGAGGAGGAAGAAGAAGAGGAAGACGAGGAGGACGAGGAAGAAGGUGGAGAGGAUGAUCCCACCCCUCACUCUCAAACUCAUUCACGGUCCCCCACCCCAGAAGGGAACUACAUCCCAGAGUCCCCCCCGGUUUCACCUGUGGAGCUGAAAAAGGAGCUGCCCAAAUAUCUGCCUGCCUUACAGGGUUGCCGUAGUGUCGAAGAGUUUCAAUGUCUGAACCGAAUAGAGGAGGGAACUUACGGCGUGGUGUACAGAGCUAAGGACAAGAAGACCGAUGAGAUUGUUGCUCUGAAAAGACUAAAAAUGGAGAAAGAGAAGGAAGGCUUUCCCAUWACAUCUUUAAGAGAAAUUAAUACAAUUCUGAAAGCUCAGCAUCCAAACAUCGUCACAGUGAGGGAAAUUGUUGUCGGAAGUAAUAUGGACAAGAUCUACAUUGUGAUGAAUUAUGUGGAACAUGACCUGAAGAGCCUGAUGGAAACCAUGAAGCAGCCCUUCCUUCCAGGGGAAGUAAAAACUCUUAUGAUUCAGCUUCUCCGAGGCGUUCGACAUCUCCACGACAACUGGAUACUUCAUCGGGAUUUGAAGACGUCCAAUUUACUGUUGAGUCAUAAAGGCAUCCUCAAGAUUGGGGACUUCGGCCUGGCUCGAGAGUACGGCUCCCCUCUGAAGCCGUACACCCCCGUCGUGGUGACUCUGUGGUACCGAUCACCAGAGCUGCUGCUCGGAGCCAAGGAGUACUCCACAGCUGUGGACAUGUGGUCAGUGGGCUGCAUAUUUGGCGAGCUCCUCACCCAGAAACCUCUUUUCCCUGGAAAAUCUGAAAUUGACCAAAUUAACAAGAUUUUCAAGGAUCUGGGCUCAGCAAAUGAGAAGAUCUGGCCCGGCUACAAUGAACUGCCCGCUGUGAAGAAGAUGACCUUCACAGAGUAUCCCUACAACAACCUGCGGAAGCGCUUUGGAGCGCUGCUGUCCAACCAAGGCUUUGACCUCAUGAACAAAUUCCUCACCUACUGCCCCAGUAAGAGGAUUUCGGCAGAUGAUGCGCUGAAGCACGAGUACUUCAGAGAAACACCCCUCCCCAUCGACCCAUCCAUGUUCCCCACCUGGCCUGCCAAGAGUGAGCAGCAGAGGGUGAAGAGAGGCACCAGUCCUCGUCCACCCGAGGGAGGCCUGGGCUACAAAAACCUGGGCGACGAUGACCUGAAAGACACGGGCUUCCACCUGACAACCAGUAACCAGGGAGCGUCUGCAGUCGGACCGGGAUUCAGCCUCAAGUUCUGAGCCUGAAACUGCAGGAUGUUUUGCCGUCUACCAGACAGGAAUGAAGCAAAGAGUUCUGGGACUUGUUUGAAGCCAGACGUUUUGCAGCUCAAGGCCAAGUCGGCAUCUGAUUGAUCAGCWGUUAUCAGACACCUGGGACUAACAUUAAGACUCGUGGCUUUUAAACGUGUCGAAUUUCAACAGCGUCUCUGUUAUUCUCCAGCAAAUCCACCAUUACAGAAGUGACAGUUUUAGCUCCCCGAGAGGAGGCGACCCUCUUAAAAACGUAGCUUUGUUUGACUUUCUUUCAUUGGUAUUUCCUGGCUACCCGAGCUACUGUAUAAUUACUGCAGCCUUUGCUGUAUGUUCCAUUCAGCGUUGUGUUGAAAAUUUACCGGGGAAUGUCAGCUGACAGGUUGGCAAUGUUUUUGUAAGAAAUAAAGUUUGAAAAAUUG